Molecule: messenger RNA, 663 nt
Organism: Diutina rugosa
Lineage: Eukaryota; Fungi; Ascomycota; Pichiomycetes; Serinales; Debaryomycetaceae
Gene: RPL10
Product: 60S ribosomal protein uL16
Exons: 1
Coding region: 1-663 (220 amino acids)
Biological process (GO): ribosomal large subunit assembly; translation
Cellular component (GO): ribosome; cytosolic large ribosomal subunit
Molecular function (GO): structural constituent of ribosome
Source: RefSeq, a predicted model, not a curated record
AUGCCUCGUCGUCCCGCCCGUUGUUACAGAUACUGCAAGAACAAGCCCUACCCUAAGUCGCGGUACAACAGAGCCGUCCCCGACGCCAAGAUCAGAAUCUACGACUUGGGUCGUAAGAAGGCUUCGGUCGACGACUUCCCCUUGUGCAUCCACUUGGUUUCGAACGAACUCGAACAAUUGUCGUCGGAAGCUCUUGAAGCCGCCCGUAUUUGCGCCAACAAGUACAUCACCAAGGUGUCGGGUCGUGACUCGUUCCACUUGAGAAUCAGAGUCCACCCCUUCCACGUGUUGAGAAUCAACAAGAUGUUGUCGUGUGCCGGUGCCGAUAGAUUGCAACAAGGUAUGAGAGGUGCCUGGGGUAAGCCCCACGGUUUGGCUGCCAGAGUUUCCAUCGGCCAAAUCAUCAUGUCGUGCAGAACCAAGGACUCGAACAAGGACGUCGUUAUCGAAGGUUUGAGAAGAGCCCGUUACAAGUUCCCCGGUCAACAAAAGAUCAUCAUCUCGAAGAAGUGGGGUUUCACUCCUUUGGACAGAGAAGAAUACAUCGCCAAGAAGCAAAACGGUGAAGUCAAGGACGACGGUGCUUACGUCAAGUUCAUGUCGAAGAAGGGUAACCUCGAACAAAACCUCAGAGCCUUCCCCGACUACCAACACCAAGUCUAA